UAGAAUCCCAAAAAUUCCCACAAAAAACCUCCUCCUCUCCACCAAAAACACAUUGAAAAAACAAAAAUUAAUUCAUGAUCCAAAAUUAUUAACAAUGCCAAGCAAGCUGAAGAAGGCAAUUGGGGCAGUGAAAGACCAAACGAGCAUAAGCCUUGCCAAGGUCUCCAACACCAACUCCGCCAACCUCGAGGUCACCGUCCUCAAAGCCACCUCCCACGACGUCGUUCCCAUCGAAGACAAAUACGUCCAGGAAAUUCUCACGCUCAUUUCGUCGAACAAGUCGUACGCAUCCUCCUGCGCCCAGGCCAUCGCCAGACGCAUCGGCAAAACCCGUGACUGGAUCGUCGCCCUCAAAUCCCUCAUGCUCGUCCUCCGCAUCUUCCAGGAUGGGGACCCCUAUUUCCCCAUCGAGGUCCUCCACGCUAUGAAGCGCGGCGCCAAGAUCCUCAACCUCUCCAACUUCCGCGACGACUCCAACUCCUGCCCCUGGGACUUCACCGCCUUCGUCCGCACCUUCGCGCUCUACCUCGACGAGCGCCUCGAUUGCUUCCUCACCGGGAAGCUCCAGCGGCGCUUCACGUACCAGCGCGACCAAGAAUACAACAGCAGCCGGAGGAGCCGCCGGUCGAACGACCCCGUGGCCGUGGUUCGCGACAUGAAGCCGGCGAUGCUGCUGGACCGGAUUCACUACUGGCAAAAGCUGCUGGACCGGGCGAUGGCGACCACGCCAACCGGGGCCGCCAGGACGAACCGGUUAGUUCUGAUUUCGCUCUACGCGAUCGUUCAGGAGACAUACGAUCUAUACCGGGACAUUUCGGACGGGCUGGCUCUGCUUCUGGAUAGCUUUUUUCAAUUGCAGUAUCAAUCUUGCGUGAACGCGUUUCAUGCCUGCGUGAAAGCCUCGAAGCAAUUCGAGGAGCUGUCGGCGUUUUACGGGACGUGCAAGAGCUUGGGUGUUGGUCGGACCUCUGAGUAUCCUAGCGUGCAGAAGAUCUCCGAAGAGCUUUUGGAGACGUUGCAGGAGUUUUUGAAGGACCAAGCUUCAUUUCCGAGUCGGUCGCCGCCGACCCAUUUAACGGCCAAGGGUAGUAAGAAUAAAGGGUUGAGCUUGGAACAGAGUGAAUUUCCAUCUUCGGAGGAAUUCGAAACGGCGUCGGAGAAAGGUUCUGCGUUUAGUUCGGCCUGCACGUCGUUGGAGGAUUUGAUGAGCGUUUGUGAUCAGAAUGGCAAUGUGAGCCCGUCGUGGUAUGUGGAGCAAGAGUUUUAUAACUCAGAGGAGCAACCAGAGAAGCCGGCAGAGGAUGGGCUCGCCAGACGAACAAAUGAGAAUGGAUCGAACCAAUCUUCGCCGGAAAGUUUCGAUCUUGUUUCCUUUGAUGGCUUCCCACCGCAAUCUCAACCUCAACCACAACCGCAACCGGAUCAGAUAAAGCAAGAAGAACUAGUAGGAGUUGAUGAUCAAGAGGGUGCAAAACAGGGCUGGGAGCUUGUUCUGUUUGAGUCUGCAAAUAAUCAAACACCAUUCCAAACAUCAUCACCAAAUAUACCCAUUGAUUCAUCAAACUUGGAAAGCUUGUUUCAAAACUCCUCAGUGCCCCAACACAAUUACAAUCCAUUUCUUGAUGACCCAAUACCAUUUGAUAGCUUUGCAGCCUCUUCGAAUCCAAGCGCCACCGCCAGCAAUGGCUUUGGAAAUCUCGGAGAAGACGACCUGUUUUCGUUCCCUUCCACAAUGCUGGUAGUGGCACCAACAUUUCCCGGACAGAAUGUAAAAGAGACAACAACAUUUGGCGCCAAUAAUUCAAAUGAGAGCGCAGAUGUUACAACAUUUCCCGCGCAGAGUUCAAAUAAUUCAACAAUGGCACUAACAUUUAUUGCCCAAAGUCCAAAAGAGAGCGAAAUGUCACCAAGUCUCUGGCCACGGCGUGCAAAUGAAAGCACAACAAUGGCACCAGCAUUUUUUGCACAGAGCCGGAGAGAGAUGACAAUAGCACCAACAUUUUGUGUACGGAGCACAAAUGAGGUUGGUGAACAAAGUCCAAAAGAGAAUACAAUAUUAAUGCCACCACCAACAUUUCACGCACGGGAUACGAAUGGCAGCGAAAUAUCACCAACUUUCGGCGCCCAAAAUCCCCAAGAGAGCAGAAUGCCACCAAACUUUAACGAGAGUGUGGUGCCAACAUUUCGUGCACAGAAUCGCAAUGACAAGACCAUGGCGCCAACCUUUACCGCGGUGGCUCGCGAUAAUGAGAGCGUGGUGCCAACAUAUGGUGUACAUAAUCGUAGUGAUACGGCCAUGGCGCCAACAUUUGGUGCACAUAAUCGUAGUGACACGGCCAUGGCGCCAUCCUUUCAGGCAGAUGAGCCUAACGAGUUCAUUGCUGCACCGACUUUCUUUGCAAGAAGUGAAAUGAAGACAAGAGGAGCAUUGCCUAACGUAGAGAACAACGACCCGUUUGCGACGUUCUUCUCUAAAGUGACAACUCCUAGUGAAGCUGUGUGUAAUGGAUUAGUGAAUCAAGAAAGCCUCUUGCAUCAACAGAGAUUGUGGUUGGAACAGCAAAACAAGAUUAUUGCAAAGCAUAUGAGUUGAUUUGUUGUGCAUUAACUAGAUGUUGGGGGUUUUUUUAAAGAUCAAAUGUAAUGGUCUUGUAAUUAAAAAUCCUUCUCUCUCUAAGCAAAGUUGGAAUGACAGUUGUGAGUUUAUGCACCAACAAUGAAACAUGGUAUGAUCCGGUGGAUGAAAAUCCAAUGAUUAAUUAUCAUGAGAUCAGAAAAGCUAUAUAUUCAUAGAGAAAGUUUUUCUACGUUAAGGAGAAUAUCCUUAACACAGAAUAAGAAGUU
Messenger RNA from Prunus dulcis (almond), 2844 nucleotides. Its product is annotated as clathrin coat assembly protein AP180. The record is from RefSeq and is a predicted model, not a curated record. Bases 95 to 2593 code for a protein of 832 amino acids. The transcript has a single exon. Gene Ontology annotation, cellular component: clathrin-coated pit; clathrin-coated vesicle. Gene Ontology annotation, molecular function: 1-phosphatidylinositol binding; clathrin heavy chain binding; SNARE binding. NCBI's taxonomy places the organism in Eukaryota, Viridiplantae, Streptophyta, Magnoliopsida, Rosales, Rosaceae. Gene Ontology annotation, biological process: clathrin coat assembly; clathrin-dependent endocytosis; vesicle budding from membrane.